AUGAGUAACCAGUGGGUGGCAGGAUUGGGAGUGUUGCUGCUCUUGUCCAUGGACACUCAACCAGCCCUGAAGCCAGCAAUGCACCCAGUGAUCAAAAACCAGCCUUUCAACAUCUUUUGGGCUGCUCCAACAGUGUAUUGUAGGCAUAGCUUCAAUGUGAAUAUGAACCUCCAGGUAUUUAACAUUUUAUCCAACCCUACAGAGACAGAGAGUGGAUCAACAAUUACCAUAUUUCAUCCAAAUGAAUUGGGCAAUUACCCUUAUUUCUCUCAAGAUGGAGACUCCUAUAAUGGAGGGAUCCCGCAGAACACGAGCUUGUCUGCACACCUCAAGAAAGUUGCCAGCGACAUCACAGAAGUUGUCCCUUGGUGGAGAUCAGAAGGACUUGCUGUUAUUGACUGGGGAAGUUGGAAACCCCAGUGGGACAGAAACUGGGGCAACAGGAUAACAUAUAGAGAACACUCCCUGGCCUUCGCUAGAAAUCAUCAUCCUUACUGGUCAGAAGCGAAAGUGGAAAAAGUCGCCCAACAGGAAUUUGAAAAUGCCGGAAGGAGUUUUAUGAAUAUUACUCUCACCCUGGCUUUAGAAAUGAGACCAAAACGUUUAUGGGGCUUUUAUCUCUAUCCAGACUGCUACAAUUAUGAUUACAAAGUAAAUUCAGGCAGAUACACAGGUAAUUGCCCAGAUGAUGAAGUUUUCCGCAAUGACCAACUCCUGUGGCUGUGGGAAAAAAGCACCGCACUUUAUCCUUCAAUAUACUUGGAUAAAAUACUGAAGUCAAGUGCAAAUGCUUUGAAAUUUGUUCAUUAUCGAGUUAGAGAAGCCAUGAGAAUCGCUAAUAUGACUAGACAUGACUACGUUUUGCCAGUUUUUGUUUUUUCCAGACCAUUUUAUUUACAUAGCAUUGAAACUCUGUCACAGGAAGACCUAGUGCAUACAAUUGGUGAAAGUGCUGCAUUAGGAGCAGCAGGAAUAAUAUUGUGGGGAGGAGAUGAGUACGCUACUUCAAAGGAGAACUGCUUAUCUGUAAAACAAUCUGUUCAAGGACCAUUGGGUCAUUAUGCUGUUAAUGUGACAUCUGCUGCCAAGUUCUGCAGUCAAAAUCUAUGUAAUAAUCAUGGAAGAUGUGUUCGGAAAAUACCUGAAUCCUCCUCCUAUCUGCAUAUGCCUGAAAGCAGCCGUAAAAAGUACAUCGUCAACAAGAGCCUCAGAUUCAUCCUUUCUGAAACCAGUAAGCUGAAGGCAGAGACAGAAAUGAAGAAUGGAUUUGUAUGUCACUGCUAUUAUGGCUGGCAUGGGGAGUCUUGCCACCAGCAGCGUGUUUCAGAGCUCUUAAAUUAUAUAGUCAACUAA
Lepus europaeus (European hare) is the source of this 1353-nucleotide messenger RNA. Its product is annotated as hyaluronidase-4-like. Gene Ontology annotation, molecular function: hyalurononglucosaminidase activity. Lineage: Eukaryota; Metazoa; Chordata; Mammalia; Lagomorpha; Leporidae. Gene Ontology annotation, biological process: carbohydrate metabolic process; hyaluronan catabolic process. Bases 1 to 1353 code for a protein of 450 amino acids. The record is from RefSeq and is a predicted model, not a curated record. The transcript has 4 exons.